Pimephales promelas (fathead minnow) is the source of this 3585-nucleotide messenger RNA. RefSeq names its product bone morphogenetic protein receptor type 1Aa (gene bmpr1aa). Gene Ontology annotation, biological process: cell surface receptor protein serine/threonine kinase signaling pathway; protein phosphorylation; cellular response to growth factor stimulus. Gene Ontology annotation, cellular component: signaling receptor complex; plasma membrane. The record is from RefSeq and is a predicted model, not a curated record. NCBI's taxonomy places the organism in Eukaryota, Metazoa, Chordata, Actinopteri, Cypriniformes, Leuciscidae. Gene Ontology annotation, molecular function: transmembrane receptor protein serine/threonine kinase activity; ATP binding.
CGCGCUCUGCCGUGACCGUGAGCUGCUGUCCGCUGACUGCGUGGAAUCAGAGAGUGCGGAACGCUCUAUGAUGAUGGUCAGUGCCAGACCCUUGACGGACCUCAGUGAGAGUCGAUCACGACCACUACUACAACCGACCCUCUGAAUUAUUCCAGUGCCGAGAAAUUUACGGAGUACACGAAAAUACGAUUUACUGAAGAAUCUUUUCGGUUUUUGUUAGUACUAUGACAGAAUCCAAAUGCCAUUUGGACAUUCAGCCACCUGGAUCCGAAUGACACCUGUAGCCAUCCUCCAUGCUUACCAAACACUAUGCCAACAUGCUUCACAGAAAUGGGUCUUUCUGUGCGUGCCGUGGACCCCGUGAGAAGGGACCUUUAAGUUUCUAGUGCCAUUUUCAUCCCAUCCUUCCUCUUAUCCACUGCAUCUCUUCUGUCCCUUGAGCCAUAACUUUGAUUGCUCCACCGUAUGUUAGUGUUCACUGGGAUUUUAGGAGCAUAAGCAGCCAUCAUCAUUGAUAUCAUCCUUACCCCAAAAGGUUACGACAAGGCUGUUUGACAAUGGCUCAGCUUCUGUCCGUCACUGUGGUUUUGAUUGAAGUCUACCUUCUGCUCAGACUCUGCACUGGAGCAGGGCAGAACCCGGACCACGUGCUGCAGGGCACUGGGGUGAAGCCUGGCUCAGGCUCCAGAAGGCCCGGGGGCGAUUCUACUGUGGCACCAGAAGAUGCUGCCCGUUUCCUUAGCUGCCACUGCUUAGGUCACUGCCCUGAUGACGCCAAGAACAACACCUGCGAGACAAAUGGUCAGUGCUUCGCCAUCAUUGAAGAAGAUGAAAAUGGAGUGGGGAUCUUAAGCUCAGGCUGUAUGAAAUAUGAAGGCUCUCACUUUCAAUGCAAGGAUUCGCAGUUUGCACAGCCACGCCGAACCAUCGAGUGCUGCCAGUUUGACUUUUGUAACCGAGACCUAAAGCCAGAGUUACCGCCUCGAGACUCGGUACCACAAGACCCUCACUGGCUAGCCUUCCUCAUUUCAGUGUCUGUGUGCUUCUGCACCCUCAUCUGCGUCACUGUGAUCUGUUAUUACAGGUAUAAGUGGCAGACAGAGAGGCAGCGCUACCACAGAGACCUAGAGCAGGAUGAUGCCUUUAUCCCAGCAGGAGAAUCUCUUAAAGAGCUCAUCAACCAGUCUCAAACCUCAGGCAGUGGUUCUGGGCUCCCCCUUCUGGUCCAGCGCACCAUUGCCAAGCAGAUCCAGACAGUGCGCCUUAUUGGAAAAGGGCGAUAUGGAGAGGUGUGGCUCGGUCGAUGGAGGGGGGAGAAGGUAGCAGUGAAAGUUUUCUUUACUCGAGAGGAGGCCAGCUGGUUCAGAGAGACCGAGAUCUACCAAACCGUGCUGAUGAGACACGAGAACAUACUAGGUACACUUCAUGUCAUUCAAGAUUGUGUAGAGUUUUUAAUUGUGUAUCAAUUCCAUGUUUUCCUAUGUGACGCGAUUCUCCUCAUUCUGCUUGAAGGCUUCAUUGCUGCUGACAUUAAUGGCACUGGAGCCUCUACGCAGCUGUACCUGAUCACAGACUACCAUGAGAAUGGCUCUCUGUAUGACUAUUUGAAGUUCACCACUCUGGACACACAGGCCUUGCUCAGACUGGCCUACUCUGCAGCCUGUGGCCUGUGUCACCUGCAUACAGAGAUCUACGGCACGCAGGGAAAACCAGCCAUUGCUCACAGAGACCUGAAGAGCAAGAACAUCCUCAUAAAGAAAAACGGCACCUGUUGCAUCGCUGACCUCGGGCUUGCUGUGAAAUUCAACAGUGACACAAAUGAAGUGGACGUCCCACUGAGCACACGUAUGGGGACUCAACGCUACAUGGCUCCAGAAGUCCUGGACGAGACUCUGAAUAAGAACCACUUCCAGGCCUACAUCAUGGCAGACAUCUACAGCUAUGGACUGAUUAUAUGGGAAAUGGCCCGACGCUGUCUCACUGGAGGUAUUGUUGAGGACUAUCAGCUACCAUAUUAUGAGAUGGUGCCUUCAGACCCGUCUUAUGAGGAUAUGCUAGAGGUUGUGUGCGUCAAAGGGCUGCGGCCCACCGUAUCCAAUAGAUGGAACAGUGAUGAGUGCUCGAGGGCCAUGUUGAAGCUGAUGUCAGAAUGCUGGGCCCACAAUCCUGCAUCACGCCUGACCAUCCUACGAGUCAAGAAGACUUUGGCAAAAAUGGUGGAAUCUCAAGACAUUAAAAUCUGAUCAGCAUAGUGGCUUUUAUUUUGUUUUUGACAUCAUCGUCCCCUUCAGGAGAAACAAGCUCUCUUCUUCUGUUGGAUCAGACAUGUUGACUUUGCUGCUUUCUAUGAAAGCUAUAUCAUUGUGAAGAUGGAUCAGAGGAUUGCUACAACAGACAAAAACACUGGAGUGGGACCUUCUGGAGAGAUAAAGUAAACCCCACUGCCUUAAAAUAGACUCAGUCGUUCUGAAUAUGUUUCUUUAGAUUCUGGGAUAAACCUCCUGCCAUGUGGAUGCUGUUGCUGUUGACUUCUCAUGGAAUCUGUGUAAAGCAUACUGUGAUUUAAUGUAUGACAUGUAAAUAUAUUAUACGAGUAGAUGUACUGAAAACAGAGCAAAAUGAUAAACUAUCAAUAUAUAAUCUCGUCCAGUUAACAGCGGUUGUAGACUAUCUAGAAGAAGACUAUCUGUGCCUCUUGUAGCCUAAUGUGUGGCUUUUAAAAUGUAAAUUCAACUAUAUAGUACUUCUCUUUACAUGUUCUCUGAUAAUAAUGUUUCUUUAUGAAAUAACAAGACCCCGACAGAAGGUUAAUGAUCAUGAGAUGCAUGCCAUUCAUGAUUUUGUUGCAUGAACAAUAUAUUGUUUGCAAUGUUUAAAGCAUGCCAUUUUUUUACCAUCCUCAGAAUAGAAAACAUCUGCUAGCAGUGAUUUGGCAACCUUGAACACCACUUCAGAGUUGCUAAAACUCAAUGUAGUGUUUGUGGGGGUGAUAUGUGCUUUCUGGUUGGCGUGAUAGAGUUGAUGCAUUCCUGAGUUUCCUUGAUUCAGAGAAGCUGGGUCUUUUUUUUCUUGGUACAGGAUGCUAUCAGUAUGAAUGUGACUUGGUUUAAAGUGCAAACCUUUGAGGAUUUGGUGAUAUUCUGAUCGUAUGUCUUUGCCAAUUUUAAUAAUCAUGUUUUGAACACUUAAUGUUUUUGAGGUGCCUGAAGUUGAAGGGUAUGACUGUAGGUAACAUCUGUUAGUCAUCAUUGCCUAAUAUUUCACUUGGGGCUGCCAAAAUAUGGUCUUGGUAACUGGUAUAGUCCAAAAUACACAUUAUUGUUACAUAACAUGUUUACAGAACUCCCGUGCAGAUUUAAUUAUAUUAUUCCUUUACAAAAUGCAUUGUAUCCCAGAAACCUUGUUUAUUAUUCUUAGUGCCAUUGAAAAAAACAGCGUGAUUUGUUAAUAGUAACAAAACAACAAUUCACAAUAGCUCUAUACAGCAAUAUCUGGGCCCUUAAAGACAGGAAGUGUGAUUGUACAAUGCUUUAAUAAUGUCAGUGCCAGACUAAGGUGCUUUGUCACGAUUUUAGUACAGUAUGC